Cryptomeria japonica (Japanese cedar) is the source of this 912-nucleotide messenger RNA. RefSeq names its product histone chaperone RTT106. Bases 194 to 775 code for a protein of 193 amino acids. The record is from RefSeq and is a predicted model, not a curated record. The transcript is spliced from 2 exons. Lineage: Eukaryota; Viridiplantae; Streptophyta; Pinopsida; Cupressales; Cupressaceae.
ACCACACUACAAACACCGAAUGAGGCGUGGCGAUUAACUGGGCGGGAAACUUUUCAAGUUAUAACUAGUGUUUUGCCCAUUCCCCAUUUUCUGUCUCUGCAUUUUCCUCCCUCCUACGCUUCACGGCAUCCACUCUGGAAUACCUGCCAUUCUUGCGCCAAAUUUCUACCAGAAGCCAAACCAGGGUUUGAAAAUGGCAUUUCGCGCCAGCAACCGGCCUCGGGCAAGGAAGCCCAUUGUUCCUUCGGAAGAUCCCAAGGCUGUGUUUGUGGUGAUUAGACAGACAGAGAGCGAGGGAGGCACCUCAAGGGUUUCUGUUCGCGGUGUCCAUCCGACAGAAGAGCAGGCUUACAGCGCCGCCAUUGCAGACUUUAUUUACGGCCUGGAACAGGAGGACCGUUCAAUGCUGCCAAAAGUGCGUGAGAUUGGGAAGACGAAAACCCUAUCCCUCAAAGAUCGCCUGAAAAGCGUGCAGAGCUGUCAGGAUCCUACCGGGGAGCGUGUCGAGUUCGUGGUGAAGAAAUCUCUUGCUUUUCACGAGUUGAAAGAGUUGGGGUCGGAAGAAUUUCUCAGCGAACCCUUGAUGCCCUGCUCCUACUGGGAUUCCAGCGACGAGGAAAACUACGACCCUGAGGAAGACGAGGAAGAGGAUGACGAUGAUGAGGAUGAGGAGGACGAGGACGAAGACAUGGCGGACCUGGUUAACGAAGAAGAGGCAUUGCAGGGUAUCGAAGGAUCUGGUUCCAAGCAUGACGACGAAGGAAAAAAAGAUUAAAGUGCGGGGAAUGGAAAACAGUUUUGGGGUUUUUAUGUUUCUAUUUCUGUACCUUUUGGAGAGUUUUAAAGCUCUCCAUUCUGCAUUUUGUAUGAUGGAAUUUGGAAUGGAAUAGAAUCGAAUAAUUACUCUAGUAA